AUGGAGAAGAAGUUAAGGAUAAAGAAGAAAGUAUGGAUGGGGAAGAAGUUUGGGAUGGAGAAGAAGUUUGGAAUGGAGAAGAAUCUACUAAUUAAGGAAGCAGAAGAAGUUAAGGAGGAUGGAGAAGAAGUUAGGGAAGGAGAAAAAGUGAAGAAUGAAGAACAAGUUAGGGAAGGAGAAGAAGUUAAGGAUGGAGAACAAGUUAGGGAAGGAGAAGAAGAAGUUAAGGAUGGAGAAGUAGUUUGGGAUGGGGAAGAAGUGAAGGAAGGAGAAGAAGUUAAGGAAGAAGAAGAAGAAGAAGUUUUGGAUGGAGAAGAAGUUAAGGGUAAAGAAGAAAGUAUGGAUGGGGAAGAAGUUUGGGAUGGAGAAGAAGUUAAGGAUGGAGAAGAAGAAGGAGACGAAGUCAAGGAAGAAGAAGUUUUGGAUGGAGAAGAAGUUAAGGAUAAAGAAGAAAGUAUGGAUGGGGAAGAAGUUUGGGAUGGAGAAGAAGUUAAGGAUGGAGAAGAAGUUUGGGAUGGAGGAGAAGUUUGGAAUGGAGGAGAAGAACCAAAGUAUGGAGAAGAAGUUAAGGAAGAAGAAGUUUAG
This is a messenger RNA of Sphenostylis stenocarpa, 585 nucleotides long. Lineage: Eukaryota; Viridiplantae; Streptophyta; Magnoliopsida; Fabales; Fabaceae. The record is from the annotation of a GenBank genome assembly.